GAUUGCCUGUAUAUGCCAUUAUGUUCUUCUCAACCCAACUCUCUCACUCUCCUCAAUACUCUCCAACACCAACGCCAUACAAAAACAUCAGCACAAACGCACCCCCAGACCCAGACCCAGACCCUGUUAUUCGAUUUUUAUAUUAUUAGGGUUUUAGUCUUUAAGAGGUUAUGGAGGAUGCAGAAAAGGAGACAACUGAUAUGAACAUAGUUGAAGGCUCUUUGUCAACUCCGACUGGGGAACUGCAACCACACCCUAAUAUUCUUGAACCCGAAGAUGCAAAAAGUAUUGAGAUGAGUGUCCAGGACGGAGCUGAUGAUGAUGAAGAUGUGAGAUUGCAGUCUGCUGCUGCUGCUCAAGUUCAUCUCGUAGACGAUAAGCCCGCUUUGGCAUUGGCAUUGGUCCCAAACGCAACUACUACUGAUGAAGACACUCCCAAGUCAUUCAUUGAGGGUUCUGCCUUGAUCGAUGGCUAUGAGUCUGGAACACCCGACGAGCAAGCAGCUUUUGCAAAGGAUGUUGAAAGCUUUUACAGACAGAAUCACUUCGAAUAUAAGACCCUUAAGUUCUAUAAAGAAGAACUCAAUCUGCUCAAGUUAUGGAGAUCUGUCAUCAAACUUGGAGGCUAUGAACGGGUGACUUCAUGCAAGUUAUGGCGUCAAGUUGGAGAAUCAUUCAGACCCCCAAAGACCUGCACUACUGUUUCGUGGACGUUCCGAAUAUUUUAUGAGAAGGCAUUACACGAAUAUGAGAAGCAUAAAAUGCGUAACGGGGAGCUCCCUUUCUCUGAUUGUCCAUUGACAGAGCCAAUCAGGGUUGAGAAUCAGUUAAAUCAUCCUGUACAGGCACCAGGAGGAAGUCAAGCUCCCAGCUCAGGCAGGGCUAGAAGGGAUUCUGCUGCUCGUGCCAUGCAAGGUUGGCAUUCCCAGCGUCUUCUUGGUAAUGGUCAGAUUUGUCAUCCAAUUGUGAAGGAUAAGAACUUGAGCUCUGCAACAAAGGGUGAUAAGCAACUAAAAACUAAUGGUGUACUGAAGCGUAAAAAACCAUCAAAUGUUGAUCGGUCUGUCCUUGUUCCUCACAUGAAAGCAAUGAGACCACAAUCGGAUUCAAUGGUCAAAGAUAUUGGACCUGCAGCUGAUUGGGUAAAAAUCAAUGUGCAAAGAACUAGCGACUGCUUUGAAAUAUAUGCUUUAGUUCCAGGGCUUCUGCGAGAGGAGGUUCAUGUUCAGUCUGAUCCAGCUGGACGCUUGAUAAUUUCUGGUAACCCAGAGCAACUGGAUAAUCCUUGGGGCGUCACGCCCUUUAAAAAGGCUGUGUGCUUACCUUCGAGAAUCGAUCCACAUCAGACAUCCGCCGUGGUUACUUUGCAUGGUCAGUUAUUUGUGCGCGUCCCGUUUGAGGUGGCAGAUAUGUAGGGUUGUAGUCUGGAGAAGAAAAAGGUAGUUUAGACAAUGUAGUUGUUUAGUCAUUGUUCAGGUUGGUUGUAGCUUGAGACUAUUGUCUUUAUUCUGUAUUUAAUAGUUGAAUUCUGAAAGCAAAUCUAUAUCAAAAGCAUCAUAUUAUGGCAUUAACAA
Molecule: messenger RNA, 1574 nt
Organism: Mercurialis annua (annual mercury)
Lineage: Eukaryota; Viridiplantae; Streptophyta; Magnoliopsida; Malpighiales; Euphorbiaceae
Product: AT-rich interactive domain-containing protein 5-like
Exons: 13
Coding region: 171-1415 (414 amino acids)
Biological process (GO): regulation of transcription by RNA polymerase II
Cellular component (GO): nucleus
Molecular function (GO): DNA binding
Source: RefSeq, a predicted model, not a curated record